Thelazia callipaeda (thelaziosis nematode) is the source of this 1626-nucleotide messenger RNA. NCBI's taxonomy places the organism in Eukaryota, Metazoa, Nematoda, Chromadorea, Rhabditida, Thelaziidae. The record is from the annotation of a GenBank genome assembly.
AUGAAUAUGAUGGGAACAACUGAUUGUCUUCCAAAGCAGAUUUCAAGGGCAACGGCGCUGACAAAAAUGUCUACUUCGACAACUGAUGAAAAUGAGGGAGAAUCCUUCAUAGUAUCCAUCGGAAAUGAUAGGCAAGAUGCGAAAGAAAAUAUUAAUAUUAGUUUAACGCCCGCAAAUUCUCUUACUAAUACAGAUACCACGAUUACUAUUACUACAACUAAUGUCACCACAGUAAAACUGAACUCUGGAUACAAUGCAACGCAUCCAUUUGGAAAUUUGAGUAAUCAGUUGCAUUGCAAUUCAAUUGUGAUCAGUCGUCCAACCAGUGAGUAUCAAGCAGUUACUUACCAACCCGGAAAAUUCAAACAAUAUCACGAAUUGGAAGCUCAUAUACCACAUAAGGGAUAUUUCUUAUCUUGUCCUCAGAUGAAAGCAGCACUUAUAUCACAAGAAGUAUCUAGUGGAGAGAAGACAUGCUAUUGGAAAGGUGAAUUACCGCCUCGUGACUAUUUAAAUCCUGUUUUCUCUAACAAAAUUUUCGUUGGCGGCGUUCCAUGGGAUAUUACAGCCUCUUCACUUUAUGCUUCUUUUUCGAAGUAUGGCUCAUGCUAUGUUGAAUGGCCCAAUAAGGAAUUGCGUAAUGUCCAUGUAAACCGCGGACGAUUAACUCUAAGAACUGCUGGUUACGUGUACAUGAUUUUUGCAAAGAUUGGAGCUGUGACAGAAUUAUUGCAAGAUUGUUCUCGAGAGUUUGGAUCAGCUGGAGAAUGGUAUUUCAAAUUAACGAUAGAAAGGCCUAAUCGAGUGGAGAUCCGACUGGUGCAAAUUAUACCAUGGGUGAUGACAGAUUCUUUGUACUGUUCAAGGCCUAAUGUUGUUCUGGAACCUAAAAGAACAGUAUUUGUGGGUGCUUUACAUGGCAUGAUCACAGCAAAGCAAACCUUGUUAAUGGUUCUUAUUAAGGUUUUAUUUGCUAUCAUGAGAGAUGUUUAUGGUGAUGUGCUAUUUGUUGGUAUAGACACAGAUCGUUUGAAGUACCCUAUAGGCAGUGCACGUGUUACUUUUUCAACAGAGUCUGCUUACUUUCGCGCUGUUGAAUCCCGAUACCUUGAAAUCCACACAUCCAAAUUUAUUAAAAGAAUUCAAAUCGAUCCAUUUUUGGAUGAUGCCAAGUGCUCUGGAUGUCUAUACAUUCAAGGACCCUAUUUUUGUCGUGAACUAAGCUGUUUUAACUAUUUUUGUCAGCAAUGUUGGCAAGUUCGCCAUGUUCGGGAAGGUCCUUAUAGGGAUCAUGAACCAAUGAUUUGUACACAUAAGAGACCGUUGCAAGUGGAAUCCUAUAUGCCUUACUGCUCAAGUAAUCGUUGUGAUUUGCCGAUCGCAGUGCUAAAACAGACUUCAAAGACUGUACGUUCCCCAAUUUCUAAUCGAUUAAUAGACUUGGAGGAAGGAAGAAAUACGAAGCCUACUUUUGCGGAAGCAGCAUACCUGGUGCCUAGUUUUUACACCAAAUUUUUCAAACAUCUACAUCCUUGGUCAACAUCCGUAAGCAAUUCGAUUCAUACAAGUUUGAACGCCAGAAAUUUUCCUUUCCAAUCUAUUCCUUCUAUGCAUCUCAGAUCUUAG